AAUGAGCGUGCGCGCCGCGAGGGUGCCGGGUGCUGCGGCGCCUGAAAAGGGAUCGGUGCGCGGGUGGGGAGCGCUCCCCAGGUUCGGUGUUGGUUGGGCCGGUACCAGAGGGUGCCGCUGCGGGAGGAACUCAGGAGCCCGGUCGAGGCUGCCCCGGAAAUGCUUUCUGCCGGCACAAACAUGGCUGCGGCCCUGCGAGCUGCAGGAGCCUUGCUCCGCGAUGGGAUGGUGCAUGGCAGCUCGAGGGCCCGUCAGCCAUGGAGGUGUCAGUUGGGUACAGCGGCAGCGGCAGGCACCACAGAGAAGGCCCAACAGUCUAAGAGUACAAAACCUCAAGCUCAACUGGAAAAGAGGAAGCCAAAAACCGGAAUAUUAAUGCUAAACAUGGGAGGCCCUGAAACUCUUGGAGACGUUCAUGACUUCCUUCUGAGGCUCUUCUUGGACCGAGACCUCAUGACACUUCCUAUUCAAAAUAAGCUGGCACCAUUCAUCGCCAAACGCCGAACCCCCAAAAUUCAAGAGCAGUAUCGCAGGAUUGGAGGUGGAUCCCCCAUCAAGAUGUGGACUUCCAAGCAAGGAGAAGGCAUGGUGAAACUGCUGGAUGAGUUGUCCCCUAACACAGCUCCUCACAAAUACUAUAUUGGAUUCCGGUACGUCCAUCCUUUAACAGAAGAAGCAAUUGACGAGAUGGAGAGAGAUGGACUAGAAAGGGCCAUUGCUUUCACACAGUAUCCACAGUACAGCUGCUCUACCACUGGGAGCAGCUUAAAUGCCAUAUACAGGUACUAUAAUGAGAUGGGAAAGAAGYCCACGAUGAAGUGGAGCACUAUCGACAGGUGGCCCACACAUCCCCUCCUCAUCCAGUGCUUUGCAGACCACAUUCUGAAAGAACUGGACCAUUUCCCACCUGAGAAGAGGAAUGAGGUGGUCAUUCUGUUUUCUGCUCACUCACUGCCAAUGUCUGUGGUCAACAGAGGGGACCCCUAUCCUCAGGAGGUAGGCGCCACUGUCCACAAAGUCAUGGAGAGGCUGGGUUACUCCAACCCCUACCGCCUGGUUUGGCAGUCCAAGGUUGGUCCAGUGCCCUGGUUGGGUCCUCAAACAGAUGAGUCUAUCAAAGGACUUUGUGAGAGGGGGAGGAAGAAUAUCCUUUUGGUCCCAAUAGCAUUUACCAGUGAUCACAUUGAAACACUGUACGAACUGGAUAUCGAGUACUCUCAAGUUUUAGCCAAGGAGUGUGGAGCUGAAAACAUCAGAAGAGCGGAGUCUCUUAAUGGAAAUCCAUUGUUCUCUAAGGCCCUGGCCGAUUUGGUGCUCUCUCACAUCCAGUCCAACAAGCUGUGCUCCAAGCAGCUGACUCUGAGUUGUCCACUCUGUGUAAAUCCUGUCUGCAGGGAGACUAAGUCCUUCUUCACCAACCAGCAGCUGUGACCCUGCUAGAGGAGCCCGUGGGAUUAGGCAGAUGGCCAACAUCCAGACACCACUGUGUGGAGGGGAUGCUGUUCAGAGAUUGGAAAGAAGCCAUUUUAGUGGAUACACAGCCUUUGGGCACAGACUGUGUGAUUUGCUGAGAAAUGGACUCUGAAAUCCUUACUGAAGGACUUAUAUUUUCAUAAACCCGUAUCAGUAGCAUUUGUAAUCCCUCUUUCUGGGUAAAUUUACUAGUUUGUAACAUCCCCUAUGACAUUAAAAAAAUGAGUUAAAAAAUUUAUCUGAUGCGAUACAUACCAAUUUAAAAUACGUGAGAUUGGUUUAUAGCCUUGUGCAUACAGGUUUUUAAAUGAAUAUAGUUGAGUUUAUGCAGUAUCAUUUGAAAAAGCAAUAUUAGCUAAACUUUCCCUAAACCCAUAGGUUAUGGAACGUCUCUGAGAUGGUCUGGUUUCCUUCCAUGGUUGCCAUUGCUAGUGAGGCCACCAGUUUUUGGUCAUGUAGGUGUCUGCAUGAGAAUCUCUCUCUCCACCCUGAAACUGAAUCAAAUGCAAAUUUCAGAAGUGUUCUGAGAUUCCCUAAGCACAUAAGGCUAAUAAAUGUGUAGAAAUCAGUGUUUGGUAUAUCUGCCUUGGUUUGAAUCCAUGGUGCCUUAGGGAAGGGGACUCCCGCUGCUUCCUGUCUCUGAGGACAUCACUGCCAGGAAACACUGCUGAUGGGCUCCCUCUUGAAAUCUGCCUGGAGCCUUUCCAGCUGGUAGCUUCUUGAUCUUAGUUGAAUGUCUCCUUUCUGCACAUUUAAGAAUUAUUUUAUCAAGUUGACUAUAUUUUGUAACCUUGGAUUCUUUCUUCAUUGAUAAUUUUAUUAUAGAAAUAUAUAGCCAUAGAACAACUGAAAAAUACAGAAAGGAGAMAUAACCCCUUGAAUGCAACAACUAUUAUCAUCUUAUUGUAUUUUAUGCUAGUCUUUUCUGUGGAUAUUUUCAAUGCCAUUGUCACCUUGAAUUUGUGAGUGAAAAGUUGUUCUAAAAAUGUAGAAAUAAUAUCGGAUCAGAAUCUGAUCUUCUAUAGUUGGAUUUAAAUGGCUUAAAAACUCUGAUGGAUCUAUGAAGCAUUUAUACUGAUCACUUUUUCUUCCUCCAAGCCCCCAAACUUUGUUCUUCAAAAGAGCAUUUCUUUGAUUAUUUUUUAAAAGCCAGUUCAUAAAAUGGAAGUGAUUAGGGAAUUCAUAGAUCUUCUAUAUUCAGGAUCUGCUGUUAAUAAAUAUUAUGACAUCAUUAAAGUUUUAACCAGUUUGAUCCAUGCUGUCUGUUAAAAUUGAUCAAAAUGAUUAAAUAUGAGGAAUUUACUUUGUAAUACAGAGAAAGAUAUACUCCAACUGCUCAAAUCGUUUUCCUAUACUGAUAAUGGCCCUCAAAUUUGAGUAACAUCUAACUCUUUCAUUUCCAAAUUGUCUUUUUUAUUCGCUGGAAGUUUCUAGGGAAAGAUAGAAGGCAUAGAUAUUGGGAAUUUCCCGAUAUCCUUUUCCAUCACCUUUUUAGGGAUUAGGUUCAAAGCAGACUGUGAGUGACUGUCCCACRGUGGAAUGAAUUCUCUGGGUUAGUAAUGCUGCCUGGUGUUGGAAGGCAGCUUCCCUCAUAGCCUUUCUCCCUCCUUCAGGAUACUGGCUGAUGAUCCGUGUCACUCCUUMAACUGCUUUAAAGGUGAAAAUAUAUUACUGUGGAGAUGUAGAAAGUUUUGACACAGGGGACCCCUUGCUAGGGCAUCUGAAGCCCCUCAUUUGCUAAGGAAACUGCAGAUCAGCACUGAYUGUGCUGUUUGGAAUAAUAUUCUUAGUACUGAGCUGGAAGCAGGUUGGCCUGUGUAGUGAGAGGCCAGGUGGUUUGGGAUCACCGCCCAUGGCAUUUGUUGCUUUAAUUGUUAUCUUUGACUCUUAACCAYGAAUGCAUAAGAGCCAUACAUGGAUGUAGAAUUUGGUAGGACAAAAUCUCUUUAGAGAUAAUAGUCUUUGAGGCUUGUUAUUCUGUUUGUCAACUUUGAAGUACAAAUGUUUGCCCUGGUAAUUUGCAAUGAACUGAAGGCAGUUUCUUCAAGCUGUGCUAUGUACUGACCUGGCUUUUAAUUGAUGAGUCCACUUCUAUAGAGUACUUGCAGGGGGCUGCAUUGGUGAGGCAGGUUGGUUUACCUGGACAAUUCAAAGGACUAGGAUCACAUGGUGUAGAGAGGAGGAAAGAGCUCUACUAAAAAAAAAAUAUGCAUUAAAGGAAAUUUUUGCAUUGAGAAAUUAACCCUUGAAGUGUGAAUCAAUGGUGAAUUGAUGCUGAAUAAAUAGUAAAAAUCCAA
Messenger RNA from Urocitellus parryii (Arctic ground squirrel), 3770 nucleotides. RefSeq names its product ferrochelatase (gene Fech). Gene Ontology annotation, cellular component: mitochondrion. Gene Ontology annotation, biological process: heme biosynthetic process. The record is from RefSeq and is a predicted model, not a curated record. NCBI's taxonomy places the organism in Eukaryota, Metazoa, Chordata, Mammalia, Rodentia, Sciuridae. Gene Ontology annotation, molecular function: protoporphyrin ferrochelatase activity.